AUGGCCGCAGUUUCGGUAGCACUCCAGACUCUGAUCUGCUCCUACCUGCUGUCAGGGGUGCAUUGCAUCCGUGGUACGGAGUCUGAGGGCAGCACCGCGGAGGUUCAGACGAGAUCUGCUCUGCGCUCUGCCCUGGCUCAGGAGGAGUCCAGUGGUGUAGUUGUGGCCAACAACUCUGAGAUCUCGAAGCUCGAGCAGACCUACUUCUCUAAGUGGGGAACGCCGGAAGAGGUGUGCCACAAGGCCCCUCAGUGCUAUUGCAUACGUCAUACAAAUCAUCAUCACAACGAUGUAUGUGGAUGGUGCGAGUCCACGCAGAAACCAUUCCUAGGCACACCCGCCGGGCCUUCGGAAGAAGGAGUGGUGUGCGGCAACUGGAUUUUCAAGCACGAGGAUUGUCCAUACUUUGUGUGCAAGCCCGAUUAUGAUGCGAAGUGGCUCUUCGAGUUGCUAUGGCCGGUGACAUUCUUCACUGUCGUGGCAGGUGUCAGCACUUUCCGUCACUCUGCCAAAAGUGACACCAGCGAGCCAAAGACAAACCAUGAGUUCAGCUCAAUUACCCGCACACAGCAAGAGUUCAGGAAGGGCUUAUGGGGUGUCCGGUUGCCAGUUUCAAGCACACCUUACCAGCCGACAUUCGACAUACGUCGCGGCGUCUGGUCUCUCAUGCGCCAAUGUACUGCGAUGAGCAACGUGGCUGACUGGACGCUGCUCUUUGGCUUGUACUGCAGCGUGGUCUUCACAAUCGUCCGCUUGGGCGUAAUGGUCGUGGAAAAGGAAGACUGGGCCAGCCUCAGCCAUACAUUGGCUGCAGUUGCGUCAGCACUGGGUCAAUUGAAAGGCAUUGUGACGUUCCUGUUCUCCUUCUAUGUGCUUGGCCGUGUUGGGUGGUGGUGGAACGUCAUGGCCUGUGGGUGGACCAUCCAGGGCAGGGUGGCUGACAUCGCGCUACUUGUGGGUGGUGCCGCGGCAGCUGAGGAGCACAAGGAUUCCGGCGCAAGGUGGGAGUUCAAGUGGCACGUCUACCGCUACCUGAUGACCAUCUUCGUGCUCACCUUCAAGUCGCUGAAUGUUGCUUUUGCCUUCACGUUCGAGGAGUUUGAGAAGAUAGGCCUGCUGGAGAAGGAGGAGUCGGAGGUGCUCGCCAAGAGCCUGCAGCCGCGCAUGGUGGUGCUCAAGUGGCUCUCCAUGCAGGUGACCGGGAACGUCCAGGACAAGCACGUGAAGACCGAGAUCCUGAACCAGAUCGGCCAGUUGCGAGGUGCCACGGCCACCUUACACGACACGAUGUCCAUCCGUGCCCCCAUGUCCUUCGAGGCGGUGAUGCACAUUACGGUGUACCUCUGGAUCAUCACCAUGCCGUUGGCUGAGCUCGGUGGGCGUCUAAGUGACAGGGAGGAUGCCUCGAAGCUGCAUGUCUUUGUGCUCAGCUGCAGCUGCUUGAUGUCCUGCUGGUUCUACCUCUGCAUGGUUGACCUCCUUGAAACGUUCAAGAACUCGUUCGGCGAGGACUCCGAUGACCUGAACCCAGGCGCCAUCAUCAGCGAGACAGAGACGGGCGUCAUUGACUUGCUGACGAGCCCUGUGCCUAGCAGCCUCAGCUCUGUCUGCAAGGAUGAUCUGUACAAAGAGUGA
Messenger RNA from Symbiodinium natans, 1635 nucleotides. The record is from the annotation of a GenBank genome assembly. NCBI's taxonomy places the organism in Eukaryota, Dinophyceae, Suessiales, Symbiodiniaceae.